GAGGGAGGGAGGGGCGGGGAGGGGGAAGUUUUGUAUAUGGGGUGAAUCGUAGCCGCCGAGUGAAGGUUGUCUCGAGUCGCGGCGCCGCUUCCCUCGCAUCUCAAGCCGGGCUCGAUAUCACGGGUUACGAGCGAGUGCCCGACUUCAAUCUGUAGCACUUGAAUUCCGGCAUUGCCUCGAGAAUUGGUCCCUCCUUCGCUCUAUACUGCCAGUUCACAGUUGCACUGUGAUGGUAAACUACAUUCCUUUUGCCGCUAUCGUAGUCCUGCGUUCACUUCCACAUUGGAGCUAAAUGUGAAUACGUGCACACGCAAAGUACAGAAGCCUAGGAGGAUUGCUGUUAAACUACAAGAUUGCCUUGACUGAUUUUGUUUGCCCAAACCUUUGGCCUGAAAGGAUCGUUCUGUUUCUUUGUUUGCCUUCCCCAUUGUUUAUCAAACAGUUUUAGGUAAAUAAGUGGAAAUAAUUCCAGAACAAUCAUGCCAUUGUUCGGCAAAUCGCACAAAGGUCCAGCUGACAUUGUCAAAAACCUAAAAGAGAGCAUGGCCAUGCUGGAAAAGCAAGAUAUUUCAGACAAAAAGGCUGAAAAGGCCUCAGAAGAAGUGUCGAAAUGCUUGCUGUCCAUGAAGGAGAUCCUAUGUGGCACCAAUGAUAAAGAACCUCAGACUGAAACUGUUGCUCAGUUGGCUCAAGAGUUGUACAACAGUGGAUUGCUGAUCUCUCUGAUUGCAAACUUGCAACUGAUAGAUUUUGAGGGGAAGAAGGACGUCACACAGAUCUUUAACAAUAUUUUGCGACGACAGAUUGGCACUCGUACUCCAACAGUAGAAUAUAUAUGUUCUCAUGAGCAAAUAUUGUUUAUGCUGCUGAAGGGGUAUGAAAUGCCAGAGAUUGCCUUGAACUGUGGCAUCAUGCUGAGAGAGUGCAUCAGACAUGAGCCACUCGCCAAAAUAAUCCUUCACUCCGAUCACUUUAGAGAUUUCUUCAAAUAUGUGGAAAUGUCAACGUUUGACAUUGCUUCAGAUGCCUUUGCUACGUUUAAGGAUUUGCUUACUAGACACAAGGUUAUGUGUGGAGAGUUUUUAGACCAGAAUUAUGAUAUGGUAUUUAAUGACUAUGAAAAGCUGUUACAUUCCGAGAACUACGUGACAAAAAGGCAGUCUUUAAAGCUUAUAGGAGAACUGCUGUUGGACAGACAUAAUUUUACAGUUAUGACGAGGUACAUCAGUAAACCAGAAAAUCUCAAGCUAAUGAUGAAUCUCUUAAGGGACCAAAGUAGGAACAUUCAGUUUGAAGCUUUUCAUGUAUUUAAGGUUUUUGUGGCAAAUCCCAACAAAACACAACCCAUCCUGGACAUCCUGUUGAAAAACCAGGCUAAACUGAUAGAGUUCCUUAGUCAGUUCCAGGCUGACAGGACGGAUGAUGACCAGUUUAAUGAUGAAAAGUCGUAUUUGAUCAAACAAAUCAGGGAUUUGAAAAGGCCUGCACCUCAGCAGUCCUAACCAGCUUGGUUAUAAGCAGUGUUUGUAGACAGCUUUAACUGUUUGUUGCAACAGUAUGCAAUUUGAUUAGGUUUCUUUGUAGGGAAGGGAUUGUGUAGUAACAUUAACUCAUUUCUAAUAUUUAUAUGUAAUAAAACUAAUUUUAUUCACGUAUAUUGUCUUUCUGAGUGCCUGUAUAUUAGUUCGGGAGGGGGGGGAAUCCUAAGCUAUGUUUUGUAUAUGGGUUCAUAAGUUUACAUACCUGUAUAGCAGCAGUGAUCUUUAGCCCUACUAAUUGUUUGAAUCUUUUCAGUAGGCAUGUUUCUACGGCUGGGAUUACUGCGAUAUUAGAUACGACCAACUCUGAUAUUGAUGGGUUUAAUCUCACUUGCUACUAUAUUUCUAUGUAAAUCAGGAAAGUUUUGAGUUUACCACUAUGGGCUAGGCCAAGCUCAUAUUGGUGCCUGUUGACAAGCUGGUAGCUUGUUAAUUGAAAAUGAUCUCAAAAGUAGCUUUCAAAAUUGGUUUAUUCAUUCCCCCGUGGAAUCCCCCAAUAUAAAACUGAAAGCUGAGGUGCUUAACUAUAAUUUGAUAUCCAGAGAGAGUGCUUCAUCCACGCAAACUUGCUUAAUGUGUUAGUACACUGUUUUUUAUUGUGAGGCAAUUGAUAUGAAGCACAUAAAAGAUGAUUAAUGAAUAUUUUCUUUUCAUAUCUAUGACAAAAUACAUGUCCCAGUCACUUUUUAUUUACUUGGAAAGGGUAGAGCUGUAAUUUCAUUUUGUGGUUGCACAUAUCAUUUUUCUUUCCAAUACUGUAAUUGUACAUAUGGUGGUUGAUUACAAUAAAUACUUGUUACACUGUAUAGCUGCAGUAUAAAUAGCUGCUGUGAUGGUCAACUUUUCACAAAAUCACAAGUACAGCCUGGUCGGAAUACUUUUUAAAUAAAGAUAUU
Messenger RNA from Callorhinchus milii (elephant shark), 2434 nucleotides. RefSeq names its product calcium binding protein 39-like (gene cab39l). The transcript is spliced from 12 exons. Gene Ontology annotation, biological process: intracellular signal transduction. Gene Ontology annotation, molecular function: protein serine/threonine kinase activator activity. The coding region runs from base 480 to 1502 and encodes 340 amino acids. The record is from RefSeq and is a predicted model, not a curated record. Lineage: Eukaryota; Metazoa; Chordata; Chondrichthyes; Chimaeriformes; Callorhinchidae.